Messenger RNA from Strigops habroptila (Kakapo), 3484 nucleotides. Its product is annotated as KIAA1614 ortholog. NCBI's taxonomy places the organism in Eukaryota, Metazoa, Chordata, Aves, Psittaciformes, Psittacidae. The transcript is spliced from 10 exons. The coding region runs from base 83 to 3034 and encodes 983 amino acids. Gene Ontology annotation, biological process: centrosome cycle; regulation of cellular localization; establishment or maintenance of cell polarity. Gene Ontology annotation, molecular function: protein kinase C binding. The record is from RefSeq and is a predicted model, not a curated record. Gene Ontology annotation, cellular component: apical plasma membrane; cell cortex; nucleus.
CCGGGACCAUGAGGCCGGUGCAGGAUGAGUGAUACGUGUGACCCUGGGGGGCUGGUCUCUGUCUGGUGGCACCUUUGGACACAUGGAGGGGGGCUCUCCUGCUGAGUUGCGGCGGGCGCCGCGGCCUCCCAAACAGCACAGCCAGAGCAGCAGCCGAACCUCUGCCCUGUUGGAGCACCCCGAGGCCUCCCGCAGCCCCUACGCCAUCCUGGAGAGCAAGGUGAAGGCGCUGAAGGAGAAGCGGGGGAGUGGCCGGCCAGGGACCCCCACAGCCACCGCUGAGCGCCCCUCACCCAAGAAGCCCCGUCCCCGGCGGGGGAAGCUGGGAGCAGAUGUGGCAGCAGUGGAACCACGGGCUCAGCUCCGCACCUACCUGACGGACGGGCUGCUGGACGGCAGGGAGCCUGUGAAUGACAGCACCCCGGCACCCCGCACUGGCACGCCGGGGCUCUGGCGGGUGCCAGCACCUUGGGGAGAUGUGCUGGGAGGAACUAAGCUCCCCCAGGAUGAGAGCAGUGGGGCCCAGGGCUCUGCCUCUCCCCACGAGAGACAUCCCCCAGAAGAAGAGGCACGAACCCCACUGCGGGACCGAGAGGGUCCUUCUGUGUCCCCCACCGCGGCCAAGGGCUGGGAGAGGCUGUCGCUGGCCGAGCGUGUGGAGAGGAACCGGCGGCUGCUGCAGGAGGUGCUGGCCCUCGCUGCCCCUGAGGUGCCGGCGAAUGAUGAUGGGGACUGGGACUUGGGAGUCUCGCUGCAGGACAUCGAGGGCUGCAGGGCCUUUGUCCCCGGGCAGGAGCUCGAGCUGAGCCCGCGGCACGAGCAGGCCAAGCAGCUGCUGCAGCGCGCCCGCAUGAAGGCUCGGACAAACCCCCUGCGUGCCAGCCACGACAUUCUCCUCCUCUCCGCUGCCAUCCCACACCACAGGGAGCCCAGUGGGAGGCCGAGCGCUGCCCUGCGGGACGGCGGGAGCCUGAGCGACUCGUCGAGCGGGGAGUCGAGCUGCGGGCAGCCACGGCGGCCGCGGGGACCCUCCCCGUCCCGUGUGCGCUUCGAGGACGAGUCGGCCCGUGACGCCGAGGUGCGGUACCUGGAGCGGCUGCAGCUGCGGCACCGGCGGGCGCUGGGCUCGGCGCUCUCCUCAGCAGAGCCGGCUGGCAGCAGGCAGCCAGGAGGCGGGUCCAGACAGCCCAAAGGCUGGAGUGGUGACCUCGCAGCUGGGGGCAAGUGCAACACUUGCAGCUCCUUCAUCGGUGCUGCCACCAGCCACGCCACGGACAUGCCAACAGCCACUGACAAGGCCGAAAGCAGCACUGCAGCACAAGGAAGCAUCCCAGGGGAUAGCAGGGGGCCGAACACUGCCCAGCCGGAGCCCAAAACCAGGGCUCUGGGUCCCCGGGGGUCCCCAGUGUGGAUCCUCCCUUCCCGGCAGCGCAUCCACACAGAGAAGAUCAAGGAGACCUAUAUCGGGGAUGUCACUUACAUCGAUGAGGUGGACUCGGCUCUGGAGAGCACGGACACCUCUGACGGCUGCCGGACGGACAGCGAGGAGGCAGGACCCCGCAGCCCCCACCUGCGGGGGCACCAGGGACCCCAGGCUCACGGGCACAGGGCCCCCUGUGCCACCCCACAGCCGGAGGCGAGGGCUGAGAAGGGGACAUGUGCGGCCAGUGGUGGCCCCUGCGCAGGGGAUGGUUCUUCAGGUGGUGCCACAAGCCAGACAGGGGCUGUUUGCCCCCUGCUGCUAGGGAGAGCCAGCAGCCAGGAGGAUGGGGACCCCCACCGGCAUCUGGGGAGCAGCAAGCGGGCAGGAAACACCGGUCAUACCCCGCAGCAGCCCAGCGAGCCCCUGGACCCCUCGUCGCACCCAGGGGCCGGCACCCCUGUGCCAGGCACGCACGUCCCCGCUCCCCCUCACACGAAAAAGGCCUGGUCCCAGGUGCCUUGCAGGAAAGCCCUCUUCUCCGGUGGCCUCCGCCGAGCGUUGAGCCAAGGAGCCCGGGGCCCAGAGCCUGAUGCUGGGAGCACUGCGCCCUCCCAGCCUGGGAACAUGGUGGGGCCAGGGGAGCGUCGGGGUCCCUGCAGCCCCAGGUGGCUCCCGGGGAACCCCCUCCGUGCCUUGUCCACCAACAACUGCAACAACACCCAUGGGCAGGACCCCCUGGGGACAAGCAGAGGGGCACCGUCACAUCCAACUGCCAGCCCCAUCACCCCUGUGCCCCAGGAGGCUUCGCAUUCCCUUGGGGAAGCAGUCGGGAAGCUUGCAGUGCAGCAACAAUGCCCAGGCAGGAGUGCAGCACACGGGUACAGGAUGGAUGACGGUCAUCCCUCUCCAUCCAGGGAGCCGGGGCAGCCAGUGAGCCGCAAGGGCAGCAGCGCUUCUGCGUUGGGGCUGAAGAAGCUCCUGUGCAGCCUGAGCCAGAGCACGAAGCAGCGCCUGGGCCGCUUCCGCUGCUACAGCAUGGAGCAGCUCCCAGCCCCUGGCGGCACCUCCCUGGAUGGGUCCAGCAUGAAGAAGUCGCCCUCCCUGCAGUCCCUGCAGCUGGUGUCACCCUUCCAUCAGCCCCAAAAAGCUGCCUCUGUCCAGAGCCUGCACCAGCUCCUGGGCAAGGCACCCCGCGCCAGCGCCUACCUCCUGCCCCAGACCACGGCUGACAGGAAGGGAGGUUCGGGGCCACGGCGCUCACUGAGUGUGGAGGACAUUGGGGCGCCCAGCCGGCUGCAUGCGGUGGGGCGUGUGGUGGAGGUCUUCCCUGAUGGUACCAGCCAGCUGGAGCUGCAGCGACCCCCCCAUGGCGCCUUCGGGUUCUAUGUCACCUCUGGGCAUGGCCGGCCUGACAAAGGUGUCUAUGUGCAGGAGAUGGUGGAUGCUGGCACAGCCAAGCUGUACGCGGGGCUCCUGGGUGUGGGGGACGAGAUCCUGCAGGUCAAUGGGGCGGCCGUUUCGGGGCUGGGGCUGGCCCGCAUCCGUGAGCUGCUCCUCCAGGCGGACACUCUGUCGCUCCGUGUGCUCAGGCACCGCCCGGCACCACGGUAGCCCCAGCACAGCUCCUGGGAAGCCCGGUGGGAUGAGGAUGAUGUCCCACUGAUGUCCUGAGAUGCUGCAGGCUGGCACAGUGUGGACCAAGCUGCCCUGCAGCACCAGGACCUGCCCUACUCCGGUGCAACGCUUGGCUCCCCACUGUGGUGGAUGCCUCCUCCCCGGGAGACAAAGUGGGACCAAGGACCUCCCAGACAGUGUCCAGCAUCUCGAGGAGCUGCCCCAAGAGUGGGGACAGAACACCCCAGCCCCACCACCAAGCCGGGUAGGUCUGUCCUGCUGGGCAUCGGGGUGGCCAGAAUGGGAAUGCCCCAUCUCUGUGACCCCAGAAGAUGCAGGGCUCCCUGCCAGUGCUGGAAACCUGUGCCCAUGGGCUUGGUGGGUUUCUUUUAAAUUAUUUCACACUGCUAAAAAAAAUAAAAUAUGUACAUAUAUGUACCAAUGAAA